Messenger RNA from Populus euphratica (Euphrates poplar), 1169 nucleotides. Its product is annotated as phosphoenolpyruvate carboxylase kinase 1-like. Gene Ontology annotation, molecular function: ATP binding; protein kinase activity. The coding region runs from base 59 to 880 and encodes 273 amino acids. NCBI's taxonomy places the organism in Eukaryota, Viridiplantae, Streptophyta, Magnoliopsida, Malpighiales, Salicaceae. Gene Ontology annotation, biological process: protein phosphorylation. The transcript has 2 exons. The record is from RefSeq and is a predicted model, not a curated record.
GCUUCUAUCACAACAGCAACAGAGACAUAACAGAGCAAACAACAAAAAAACAGAUACGAUGAGCGAAGCACUCGACAGAGACUACCAGAUCUGCGAGGAGAUUGGCAGCGGACGAUUUGGUACUGUUUUCCGAUGCAUCUCCCGCUCUAACGGAGACUAUUUCGCUGUCAAAUCCAUCGUCAAGAGCCUUGUCUCCGGUGACUCCCUUGACUCGCAAUGCCUCUUAACAGAGCCCAAGACCCUCCACUUCCUUUCUCCUCACCCCCACAUAAUCCAACUCCACAACCUCUACGAGGACGAAACUCACCUUCAUAUGGUAAUCGACUUAUGCUCUAAUCAAGACCUCCACGAUUUGAUAAUCACCAAUGGCGUUCUUUCAGAGAACGAAGCCAGAGUGGUUUUUACUCAACUGAUGAAAGCCAUCUCUCACUGUCAUACGUACGGCAUCGUUCAUCGAGACAUCAAGCCUGACAACAUCUUGUUUGACGAGGAGAAUACAAUUAAGGUGGCGGAUUUUGGAUCUGCCGAGUUUGUAAUGGAAGGGGAGAUGGUGAGUGGUGUAGUGGGGACACCGUAUUACGUGGCCCCUGAGGUUUUGAUGGGGAGAGAGUAUGGAAAGAAGGUGGAUGGGUGGAGUGCUGGGGUGGUGUUGUACAUAAUGUUAGCUGGAUUUCCGCCGUUUGACGGGGAAACAGCAGAUAAGAUUUUUGAGGCGGUUUUGAGGGGGAAUUUGAGGUUUCCUGCUAGAGUUUUCCAGUCUGUGUCAGCAAGUGUUAAGGAUCUUUUAAGGAGGAUACUUUGUAAAGAUGUUUCCAGGCGAUUUUCUGCUGAACAAGUGCUAAGACAUCCAUGGGUAGCGAAUGUGGCUGAUUUGACAUGAAAGGCCAAGAAAGAAAGAAGGGGCUUAGACGAGCAGACAUGCUUGUGUUGUACAGUAUAGGUAGUGCACGUACGGCAUAGAGAGAUUUGCAGCAGCGCCGGCGAGUAUCCAUCCUACUAGAUUGGUUUUCACUCAUGAAGAGGGUCCCUUUUCUUUUCUUUUUCAUUUUUCAUUAGGUAAAGAAGCUGGCUUGUGGGGAAGGAGUUUCCAUUUAUAAAUUCGUUUGUUUAUUUAUUUAACCAACGGAGGAUACUCUGUAUAUAUGAAUGAAUCGUUGCAUGAAACUGGA